Messenger RNA from Nicotiana attenuata, 2057 nucleotides. RefSeq names its product COBRA-like protein 4. Bases 491 to 1873 code for a protein of 460 amino acids. Gene Ontology annotation, biological process: cellulose microfibril organization; plant-type cell wall cellulose biosynthetic process. Gene Ontology annotation, cellular component: plasma membrane. The record is from RefSeq and is a predicted model, not a curated record. The transcript has 6 exons. Lineage: Eukaryota; Viridiplantae; Streptophyta; Magnoliopsida; Solanales; Solanaceae.
CUCUUCGAAUACGUUUUACAACUGCAAGGUGCGGUUGUGGACUGUUAUAGAUAAUGAUUGCUUAAUAUUCUCAUCAAAUUCGGAUUCUUAUACUGUUAUAGGGUAGUAGUUUUUUGCGUUUUUAAGGGAAGGGGUGGAGGUUAAUAAUUUUGUUAUACAUAAUCAAGAACAAUUAAGACGUAACAUGUACUAUAAAGGGCCAGUUUAGCGUACAGUGAACUCACUAAUCAGAAGUGAUGAUAUAUCUCACCUAGGAAAUGACUGCUUAGCUAUUGCGUUCAAAUGUCCCUUUUUCUCCCGCCUUUCACAACUUUUCACAGGUGAGAGUCUUAUAGAGUGGGGUUGAGAAAAUGAUAUUAUGGCAUAAAGCACCCAACAACCAUUAGGUGUAGCAUCAACAUGAAUUUAUCUUCUGCUUAAAAUCCCUCUCUUUUAAUAUUCCAACUUCAUUCUUUUAGAAAUAACAUAAGUUCCUUUAAUAUCAAGACAUAUGACACUAAGGAUGUCUCAGAAAAGAAUGUCUUUUGAGGGAAAAGAUUAUUCCAAUCGACGCCAGCUUCUCUUAUUUCCUCUAGCAAAGCUUUGCUUCUUCGUAGUCGUCUUGUCAUCUAUCUUGCCUCAUGCAGAUGCAUUUGAUCCAUUGGAUCCAUUUGGUAACAUCACAAUAAAAUGGGAUGUCAUGUCUUGGACGCCAGAUGGCUAUGUAGCUGUAGUAACAAUGAAUAAUUUCCAAAUGUAUCGGCACAUUAUGAGCCCCGGGUGGACAUUAGGGUGGAACUGGGCAAAGAAAGAAGUAAUAUGGUCCAUAGUGGGAGCACAAGCAACAGAACAAGGUGACUGCUCCAAGUUUAAAGGAAAUGUACCACAUUGUUGCAAGAAGGAUCCUGUAAUUCUGGACUUGCUUCCUGGAGUUCCUUACAACCAACAAUUCAGCAAUUGCUGCAAAGGUGGUGUUAUGGCAUCUUGGGGCGAAGAUCCUUCCGAGUCAGUUUCUUCCUUCCAGCUUAGUGUUGGACUUGCUGGAACAUCAAACAAGACGGUUAAACUACCCAAGAAUUUCAGUCUACUUGGUCCAGGACCAGGCUACACUUGUGGCCCUGCUAAGAUAGUUCCAUCCACUGUUUUCCUCACUGCAGAUCACAGGCGAAAAACUCAAGCAUUGAUGACCUGGAAUGUGACAUGCACCUAUUCUCAGUUUCUGGCGUCCAAGUACCCGAGUUGUUGUGUUUCUUUCUCAACUUUCUACAACGACACCAUCACUCCUUGCCCAACCUGUGCUUGUGGUUGCAGUCAUAAACACAACUGCAUCAUGAGCGACUCUGAGAAACUGAAAAAGAAGGGAAUAAACACUCCAAGAAAAGAUAAUGAGCCAUUGCUACAAUGCACCCACCACAUGUGCCCAAUACGCGUGCAUUGGCACGUUAAGAUCAAUUACAAGGAUUAUUGGCGAGUCAAGAUUGCUAUCACUAACUUUAACUACAGACUGAACUAUACACAUUGGACACUUGUGGCACAACAUCCUAAUCUCAAUAAUGUGACUCAAGUUUUCAGCUUCAACUACAAGCCUCUCGUGCCAUACCAAUCCGUUAAUGAUACUGGCAUGUUCUAUGGCAUGAAAUUUUACAAUGAUCUCUUGAUGGAAGCUGGACCUGCAGGGAAUGUUCAGUCUGAGGUGCUUAUGCAAAAGGAUAAGGAGUCGUUUACGCUAAAGUCUGGAUGGGGAUUUCCCCGGAGAGUCUACUUCAAUGGAGCUGAAUGCAAACUUCCUCCUCCGGAUUCAUACCCAACUUUGCCCAACUCUACUGAAAAACAAUCAAUUUCAUUUUCACGCACAGUAAUUUGCAUGAUUUUGAUGAUUUUCCUAACCGGGUAAUGGCAAAAACAUUCCUAGAAUGGAAGCAACAACAGAUUCUGCUGGCCCUUCUGAUAAUAUUAAGACUUUGUUCCAUUAUUGAAAGAGCUUGCUUAGGUUGGUUUUAUAUUGCAUGCAUGUAGAGAGAACAGUGAGAUUGCACCUUGUCUAUUUUGUUGUAUAUCUGGAGAUAGCAUUUCACUUA